Messenger RNA from Arachis ipaensis, 1944 nucleotides. Its product is annotated as TMV resistance protein N-like. Gene Ontology annotation, biological process: defense response; signal transduction. The record is from RefSeq and is a predicted model, not a curated record. Lineage: Eukaryota; Viridiplantae; Streptophyta; Magnoliopsida; Fabales; Fabaceae. Gene Ontology annotation, molecular function: ADP binding.
AUUUAUUCAGACCGGUUUGUGAAUGAUUUACAACUCAAACUCCAUUUAUGUGACUUUAGAAUUUUAAUAUUGGCAAAAACUUUUCUAUCAAGCAUUGUGUUUUUUCACCUAUGCUUUCUUGGUUCAUUGAGUCAGAGCUCACCGGUUGAAUAACUAUGCUAUCACAAUUGUAAGAUCCACUAAAAAUUGGUCUCAUGGCAGAUCAUGAUGCAGAAUCUUCCUCCUCACAUUUCAUAUAUGAUGUUUUUCUGAGCUUUAGAGGCUUCGCCCGAUACAGAUUCACAGAUUGCCUCUAUCAUGCUUUGUGUGAGAGAGGAAUCACCACCUUCAGAGAUGAUGAGAACCUCAGAGUUGGUGAUAGAAUCAGAUAUACUCUUCUUGAAGCCCUUGAAAGAUCCAGGAUGUCUAUUGCUGUGCUGUGUAAGGACUAUGCUUCUUCCACAUGGUGUUUGGAUGAACUAGCACAGAUCAUGAAGUCCUGGAAUAAUGGAAAAUUUCGACCAGUUUUGCCAAUAUUUUAUCAAGUGGAACCAUCAGAUGUGAGGCGCCAGAGGAACCAAUAUGAAAAAGACAUGAUGAAGCAUGAAGACAGAUAUGGCAAAGACUCCCAUGAUAUAAAAGCAUGGAGGUCGGCUUUGCGUGAAGUGGCCAAUCUAAGUGGAGUGACUUGUACAGUGAAGAGCUAUGAAAGUGAGAUUAUCAACAAAAUUGUUCAAGAGGUCUCGGAGAAGCUUCCUCCUGAACCACUAUACAUUAAGCAUCCAAUUGGUUUUGAUUCUCACUUUGAAGCAGUGGAAUCACUUUGGAAUAUUGAAUCUGACAAUACCAUUUGCAUGCUGGUCAUGUAUGGAGAUGGUAACAAGACCACAUUUGUUGGAGAGUUGUUUAACAAGUUCAGGCAUCAAUUUGAAGCUGCGAGUUUUCUUCAUAAAGUCUCUGAAAAAUCAAGGAGGAGUGCUGAUGACCUAGAAAAUCUCCAAGAAACACUUUUGCAUGAAAUGGGUGUGCAUAAAAAACCUAAGCUGGGAAGCAUGUUAAAAGGAUCUUCUAUUAUAAAACAAAGUUUGCAUAAUAAAAGAGUCUUUCUAGUUCUUGAUGAUGUUGAUAGUAUAGAACAGUUGGAUUCAUUGGCAGGAGGAGGUGAUUGGUUUUGUCCUGGUAGUAGAAUUGUUAUAACAACAAGAGAUGCCAAAUUCCUAAAUAAUCAAGUGUUAGAUGGAUUCAAGAUUGAGAAAUAUUGCAUUAAUGAAGGUGAAUUCGAAGGAAUGCAAGGUGCUAGAUCAAAUCAGAAGAAAGAUAAGGUCUUCGAGGAAGAUAUGGUGGGCUUUGUGGAUAUCUUCAACAAUGUAACCAAGCAGUUGAAGGAAAAUGAGACCAAUCUUAAUGUUAUCUCGGUAAUAGGCAUGGGUGGUUUGGGUAAGACUACCCUUAUUAAAAAAAUUUACAACAAUAAUGAGGUGAAGAAGUUGUUCUCUUAUUGUGUGUGGAUUACCGUUUCUAAGGACUACAAAGCCACUGAGCUUCUUCAAAUCCUUCUGAAAGGUUGCGGGUUGUUUGAGUCUACUAAAGGCAAAGACAUAAGCAAGGAUGAUCAAAAGAGCAAGGUCCAAAAGUUCUUAGAGAAGAAGAAGUAUUUGAUAGUGCUUGACGACAUAUGGGAGCCUGAAGUUUGGGCUGAGGUAGAAUGCUUAUUUCCGGAUAACAAUAAUGGCAGUGCAAUAUUGAUAACACAUAAAAAAAUCAAAUAAAAAAACUAAAUUGAAAAUCUACAGCAUAAAGAAAUUUAUUAAAUUUAAAAACUAAUAUUGUAGAGAAUAUAGUAAAUUUGACAAUUUCAUGCAAGUAUUCUGUCAUCAUCAAGCAAUAAGCAUAAGCAAGGUUAAACGGAUAUGCACAUGGUGUGUUGAUUUGGUUUCUGAUAACAGGAGAAUUUUAAGAGAAUUU